AUGCGAACAAACUUCAAUGAUUCAGAAGGAAGAGCUGGUAAAAUUAUUAAUGGAACUUAUGACUGCUGCAAAGCUGAAAUUGGAAUCAAUAUUUUGAUGUCAGAAGAUGAAAUUGAACAAAUACCAGGGGAUACAGGUGAAGAUUGCAUUCUAAGGAGUUGUGUCAUUACUUGUACAGAUAUUCAUGAUGACAAUUUGAUUCCACUUAUCUCAAGUGUUUCAAUAGAAGAAAGUGACUGCAGCGAAAUCGAUUUAAAACUAAUACGGUGUAAAUUUCACGAUGGAAAAAUUAAAGAAAAAUGGCUGUCAGAAAGUCAUUUACCAGUGGAGAAUCUUGAAAUUAUUGAGUCUAAUAUUCAAGAUAUUUUACCAUACGCUUUCGACUCGGAUGUGUUUAAAAACACGCGAAGUCUUUCCAUUAACAAUGAAAUGAAUGAAACCAGCGAGUCAACUUUAAUUUUGUAUAAUGCAAACAUUUUUGAAGGAUUGUCAUCUUUGACUUCUUUGACCAUUCAGAACGUUCCAAGUAUUAAUAUUGCUGAUAAAUAUCUGCUUGAAAUGUUAACUGAAACAUUGUCAACCCUGACUAUAAGAAGAAUUCCAAAUUAUUGGGCUCCAACACAAUUAUUCUCUAUUGUUGAAUUAAAUGCAAUAUCUACAGUGGAUUUACGAAACAAUAAUUUCCCAACCAUCAACAGUUCAUCUUUUGCGGGAAUUAAAAAGAAAACUACUGAUUUAAAUCUGUCAAAUUCCAAGAUUGAAUCAAUCACUUUUGACGCUUGUAAUGGUUUCGAAAAGUUAUCAAAACUUCAAUUAAAUUCAAAUCGAUUAACAUCUAUAGCUCCUGGGACUUUUGAUAACUUAUUAAAGAACCCAGGAUUUACUGUGACAUUACAAAACAAUCUUUGGCAUUGUGAUUGUCAACUGCGAGAUCUACAAGAAAAGAUGUUGGAGUUUCCGAAUGCUUUUACAGAUAGCCCUAAAUGUUCAACACCGGAAGAUUUGAACGGUUAUGAGAUCACAUCAGUAGAUUUAUGUCCUCAAACAACAGAUUAUCAAGAAUAUUCACCAUCAGGAGCGACCAAAGAUUGCAGUAACCCAGGUCUUCAGAACACAAAGCAUUGCACAACAACUACCAUAGUGACGACAGAUUCAACAACGGUUCCAACUUCUCCAGCAACUACAACUGAGAGCACGUCAACUCCAACAACUUCAUCCACAUCAACUCCAACUAUAACUGAGAGCACAUCAACUCCAACUAUAACUGAGAGCACAUCAACUCCAACAACUACAACCCCAGAAGCAACGAGUAAUACGACACCAAAUACAACUAUAAUGGCUACAACCCCGCAUAAACAGACAACAUAUUCUCAAAGUACAAAUAUCCCUUAUAGUUUCCAGGUUCACUGUUCCCCUUCCAUUACACCACUAUUAAAAGCUUCAGUUAUCCAAUAUGCAGCUUCGAAUAGGAAUCACUAUGAUAACUAUGAUACGCUGACUCUUAUGAGACCUACAGAAAUUUUUCAUUUUGAAAUGAGAUCAGAAACCGAAGUUCAAGUAAUAUUUGCGAGUAACAACCCACCAUCAUAUUUAAUUUAUUAUCCAAGCCUACUCGACAUAUCAGCUCUCUCCAACGAUGAAAUCCAGGAAUUUAUAAGCUGUCAAAUUAUAGUGUCACAAAAAAUUACAGUGAAUCAACUAGACCUAUCGACAAUGUAUACAUUUUGUGCAUUUCGCGAAACAAUUGGAAUAUUAAAUAAUCUUUUCGGAUGUAAAUCUUAUCAGACGUCCACGCCUUAUAACCGUCAAACAUGGCUUUAUCAAGAACAGAAAGUAAUUAUUUUAACAUCAUUUAUGAUGCUUCUUCUGUUAAGUCUUGUUGUUGGUAUCAUCAUGACAUUCUUCUUGCUUCGUCGUAUGCCAACACUGUUAAGAGGAAGCAAGAGAGUCGUUAUAGUUAAUAACCGUACGAAGGAUGUGAUGAUUUUACCGAGUGGUUCACGCAGUAAUUCAUGGCAAAGGGAAUCAGUGACACCAGUGAAAACUGAAGCUGAACCUCCAACUUACUUGACACCACUUCCAAGGAAAUCACAUGAGAACAAACCUCCAUUCAUGAGAAGUUCAUCAGAUUCCAGCUUGAGAAGUGCUUUAAGCUAUGUCAGUGUCACACGUGCACCACCAAGAUUUUCGCAGGUUUUUCAAGCUUCUGACUUUCAACAAGAAUUGCCACGACGUUGUGGAAGUUUUCCCCAUUGCCAUGGAGCGCCUUCAUGUCAUUCACCUGAACUCAUUCCACCACCUUUGCCUCGUCGCUCCAUCGCAUCUUCUACUGCAUCAACGGUUGAAAUUGGAAAACGUAACAACAAUUCAAUUUACAGAAGACAGCCAAGUCGUAUUGAAGACGAAACCGAAAACCAUUAUAACUUUAUCAUAUAA
Messenger RNA from Clunio marinus, 2436 nucleotides. Lineage: Eukaryota; Metazoa; Arthropoda; Insecta; Diptera; Chironomidae. The record is from the annotation of a GenBank genome assembly.